Messenger RNA from Loxodonta africana (African savanna elephant), 9918 nucleotides. It is a transcript of the gene UNC80, whose product is annotated as unc-80 homolog, NALCN channel complex subunit. Gene Ontology annotation, biological process: monoatomic cation homeostasis. The record is from RefSeq and is a predicted model, not a curated record. NCBI's taxonomy places the organism in Eukaryota, Metazoa, Chordata, Mammalia, Proboscidea, Elephantidae. Gene Ontology annotation, cellular component: cation channel complex; axon. Gene Ontology annotation, molecular function: monoatomic cation channel activity. Bases 1 to 9918 code for a protein of 3305 amino acids. The transcript is spliced from 64 exons.
AUGGUUGUGAAGUGGAUUCUGACUCACAGGGACCCUAAUCUCUAUUUCCUUAUUUCACAUGCUUUGUUUUUGAAUCUGCAGUCCUUUGAACGAGUGUUGGUAGAAAACAAACUGCAUGGCCUCUCCCCAGCCCUCUCUGAAGCCAUCCAGAGCAUUUCCAGAUGGGAGCUGGUGCAAGCCGCUUUGCCUCAUGUCCUCCACUGCACUGCAACCCUACUUUCAAACAGGAACAAGCUAGGCCACCAGGAUAAACUGGGUGUUGCUGAGACAAAACUCCUUCACACCCUGCACUGGAUGCUCCUGGAAGCCCCCCAGGACUGCAACAGCGAGCGUUUUGGGGGCACAGACCGAGGCUCCAGCUGGGGUGGCAGCAGCAGUGCUUUCAUACACCAGGUUGAAAACCAGGGUUCUCCAGGGCAGCCUUGUCCAAGCAGUACCAAUGACGAAGAAGAGAACAACCGAAGGAAGCUUUUCCAGAACUCCAUGGCUACUGUGGAGCUCUUUGUGUUUCUGUUUGCUCCUCUGGUACACAGAAUCAAGGAAUCUGAUCUCACGUUCAGACUGGCCAGUGGGCUUGUUAUAUGGCAGCCUAUGUGGGAGCACAGACAGCCCGAAGUCUCUGGCUUUACAGCGCUGGUGAAACCCAUCAGGAACAUCAUUACAGCCAAGAGAAGUUCUCCCAUCAACAGUCAAAGCCAGAGCUGUGAAUCACCAAAUCAAGACACAAGACACCGAGAGGGACUCCAGGUGGUCUGUGAGACCUUCCAGUCGGAUUCCAUCUCACCUAAGGCCACCAUUUCAGGCUGCCACCGAGUAAACUCCUUGGAUGGAAGUCUGUCCUCCCAAGCUUCCCAGGAAAGAGGCCCAUUGCAUUCCAGGGCUUCUCUUGUGAUACCUCCAUGCCAGAGGUCCCGCUAUGCCACCUACUUUGAUGUUGCUGUUCUUCGCUGUCUACUCCAGCCUCACUGGUCUGAGGAGGGCACUCAGUGGUCCCUGAUGUAUUAUCUACAGAGACUGCGACACAUGUUGGAAGAGAAGCCAGAAAAGCCCCCAGAACCGGAUAUUCCUCUCCUGCCAAGACCUAGGAGUAGCUCGAUGGUGGCAGCAGCUCCUUCCCUAGUGAACACCCACAAAACCCAAGAUCUCACUAUGAAGUGUAAUGAAGAGGAAAAAUCGCUCAGCCCAGAGGCCUUUUCCAAGGUUUCAUUGACCAAUCUGCGUAGGUCUGCUGUCCCAGAUCUUUCUUCAGACUUGGGCAUGAACAUUUUUAAGAAGUUCAAGAGCCGCAAAGAAGACCGAGAGCGGAAAGGGUCCAUUCCAUUCCACCACACGGGAAAGAGGAGGCCACGAAGAAUGGGAGUGCCCUUUCUGCUUCAUGAGGACCACCUAGAUGUAUCCCCCACCCGCAGCACAUUCUCCUUCGGAAGUUUCUCUGGGCUUGGAGAAGACAGGCGAGGAAUUGAAAAAGGAGGCUGGCAAACCACCAUUUUAGGGAAAUUUAGCCGGCGGGGAAGUUCUGAUGCAGCCACUGAGAUGGAAAGCCUGAGCGCCAGGCACUCGCAUUCCCACCAUACCCUGGUGAGUGACCUGCCGGACCACUCCAACAGCCACGGAGAAAACACUGUCAAAGAAGUGCGAUCCCAGAUCUCCACUAUCACAGUUGCAACCUUCAAUACCACAUUGGCGUCCUUCAAUGUAGGCUAUGCAGACUUUUUCAGUGAGCACAUGAGGAAGCUCUGCAACCAGGUGCCUAUCCCAGAGAUGCCACAUGAACCCCUGGCAUGUGCAAACCUGCCUCGAAGUCUCACCGACUCCUGCAUAAACUACAGCUACCUGGAGGACACAGAACAUAUUGAUGGGACCAAUAACUUUGUCCACAAGAAUGGCAUGCUGGAUCUUUCUGUGGUUCUGAAGGCUGUUUAUCUUGUCCUUAACCAUGACAUCAGCUCCCGCAUCUGCGAUGUGGCACUAAACAUUGUUGAAUGUUUGCUUCAACUUGGUGUGGUUCCCUGUGUGGAAAAGAAUCAAAAGAAGAGUGAAAACAAGGAAAAUGAGACUGUGGAAAAGAGACCAAGUGAGGGAACUUUCCAAUUCAAAGGAGUAUCUGGAAGUUCCACCAGUGGAUUCGGGGGUCCUUCAGUUAGUGGAGCUGGAGAUGGUGGAGGAGAAGAAGGAGGAGGUGGAGAUGGAGGAGGUGGAGGAGGUGAUGGAGGAGGUGGUGGAGGAGGUGGAGGUGGUCCUUAUGAGAAGAGUGAUAAGAACCAAGGGAAGGAUGAAAGCACGCCUGUAAGCAACCAUAGGCUUGCUCUAACCAUGCUCAUCAAAAUAGUGAAGUCUUUGGGAUGUGCCUAUGGCUGCGGAGAGGGACACCGAGGGCUCUCUGGAGAUCGUCUGAGACACCAGGUAUUCCGAGAGAAUGCCCAGAACUGCCUCACUAAGCUAUACAAGCUAGAUAAGAUGCAGUUCCGACAAACCAUGAGGGACUAUGUGAACAAGGACUCUCUCAAUAAUGUAGUGGACUUCUUGCAUGCUUUGCUAGGAUUUUGUAUGGAACCGGUCACUGACAACAAGGCUGGGUUUGGAAAUAACUUCACCACGGUGGACAACAAAUCCACAGCCCAAAACGUGGAAGGCAUUAUCGUCAGUGCCAUGUUUAAGUCCCUCAUCACACGCUGCGCAUCAACCACACACGAACUGCACAGUCCUGAGAACCUGGGGCUGUAUUGUGACAUCCGCCAACUGGUCCAGUUUAUCAAAGAGGCUCAUGGAAAUGUCUUCAGGAGAGUAGCCCUCAGUGCUUUGCUUGAUAGUGCAGAGAAGUUAGCACCAGGGAAGAAGGUGGAGGAGAAUGAACAGGAAUCUAAGCCCACAAGCAGUAAAAGGUCAGAAGCAGGAAGCAUUGCAGAUAAAGGCCAGGUGUCCUCCGCACCUGAAGAGUGUCGCAGCUUCAUGUCUGGUCGCCCCUCACAGACUCCAGAGCACGAUGAGCAGAUGCAAGGGGGCAACCUGGGACGGAAAGAUUUCUGGCGCAAGAUGUUCAAAUCCCAGAGUGCAGCAAGUGACACCAGCAGCCAGUCUGAGCAGGACACUUCAGAAUGUACCACCGCCCACUCAGGCACCACCUCCGACCGGCGGGCCCGCUCUCGGUCCCGUAGAAUUUCCCUCCGGAAGAAGCUUAAACUCCCCAUAGGAAACUGGCUGAAAAGAUCCUCCCUCUCGGGCUUGGCAGAUGGUGUGGAAGACCUCCUAGACAUCAGCUCUGUGGACCGCUUGUCUUUUAUCAGGCAAAGCUCCAAGGUCAAAUUCACCAGUGCUGUGAAGCUGUCUGAAGGUGGGCCAGCAGGUGGAAUGGAGAAUGGAAGAGAUGAAGAGGAGAAUUUCUUCAAGCGUCUUGGUUGCCAUAGUUUUGAUGACCAUCUUUCUUCCAACCAAGAUGGGGGAAAAAGCAAAAACGUGGUGAACCUUGGAGCAAUCAGACAAGGCAUGAAGCGGUUUCAAUUUCUGUUAAACUGCUGUGAGCCGGGGACAAUUCCUGAUGCAUCCAUUCUGGCAGCCGCCUUGGAUCUAGAAGCCCCGGUAGUGGCUAGAGCAGCCCUGUUUCUGGAAUGUGCCCGUUUUGUUCACCGCUGCAACCGUGGCAACUGGCCAGAGUGGAUGAAAGGGCAUCAUGUAAACAUCACCAAGAAAGGCCUUUCCCGGGGACGGUCUCCCAUCGUGGGCAACAAACGGAACCAGAAGCUGCAGUGGAAUGCUGCCAAGCUCUUCUACCAGUGGGGAGACGCAAUUGGCAUCCGAUUGAAUGAGCUGUGCCAUGGCGAAAGUGAGAGCCCAGCCAACCUGCUGGGUCUCAUUUAUGAUGAGGAGACGAAGAGGAGACUGAGAAAGGAGGAUGAGGAGGAAGACUUUUUAGAUGACAGUACUGUGAACCCCUCUAAAUGUGGCUGCCCCUUUGCCUUGAAGAUGGCGGCGUGCCAGCUUCUUCUGGAGAUUACCACCUUCCUGCGAGAGACCUUUUCUUGCCUGCCCAGACCACGCACUGAGCCUCUGGUGGAUCUAGAGAGCUGCAGACUUCGUUUGGAUCCCGAGAUGGACCGGCACAGAUAUGAGAGGAAGAUCAGCUUUGCCGGUGUCCUGGAUGAAAAUGAAGACUCGAAAGAUUCCCUCCACAGCAGCAGCCAUACCCUCAAAUCAGACACAGGGGGUGAGGAGAAGAAAGUUCCCAGCAGGAAGAUCAGGAUAGGAGGUUCCCGCCUGCUCCAGAUUAAAGGAACCCGCAGUUUCCAGGUGAAGAAGGGGGGUUCCUUGUCCACCAUUCUCCGAGUCGGCAGCUUAAAGAGCAGCAAGUUAUCACGGCAGGACUCAGAGUCUGAGGCUGAGGAGCUGCAGCUGUCCCAGAGCAGGGACACUGUCACUGACCUAGAAGGGAGCCCUUGGAGUGCAAGUGAGCCCAGCAUUGAGCCAGAGGGAAUGAGUAAUGCCGGCACAGAGGAAAAUUACCACAGAAACAUGUCGUGGCUUCAUGUCAUGAUCUUGCUGUGCAAUCAGCAAAGCUUCAUCUGCACCCACGUUGACUACUGCCACCCACACUGCUACCUGCACCACAGCCGCUCCUGCGCCCGGCUGGUCAGGGCUCUCAAGCUGCUCUAUGGAGACACUGUGGACUCUCUCCGGGAGAGUAGCAAUGCCAACAAUGUGGCUCUGCGGGGCAAGAAGCAGAAAGAGUGCUCAGAUAAGUCAUGCCUGAGGACACCCUCUCUGAAGAAGAGAGUUUCAGAUGCCAACCUGGAAGGGAAGAAGGAUUCUGGAAUGCUGAAGUACAUCAGACUCCAGGUAAUGAGCCUGUCGCCUGCUCCCUUAUCUCUGUUAAUCAAGGCAGCGCCCAUUCUGACAGAGGAGAUGUACGGAGAUAUCCAGCCGGCUGCCUGGGAGCUUCUGCUCAGCAUGGAUGAACACAUGGCAGGGGCAGCAGCCGCCAUGUUCCUGCUGUGCGCGGUGAAAGUCCCCGAGGCCGUGUCCGACAUGUUGAUGUCAGAGUUCCACCACCCAGAGACUGUGCAGAGGCUGAACGCGGUCCUCAAGUUCCACACGCUCUGGAGGUUUCGCUAUCAGGUCUGGCCCCGGAUGGAGGAGGGAGCACAGCAGAUUUUUAAGAUCCCGCCACCCAGUAUAAACUUCACUCUGCCCUCACCAGUGCUUGGAAUGCCAUCUGUCCCCAUGUUUGACCCCCCAUGGGUCCCUCAGUGCAGCGGGAGUGUCCAGGACCCCAUUAAUGAAGACCAGUCUAAAUCCUUUUCAGCGCGGGCUGUGUCUCGCUCCCAUCAAAGGGCUGAACACAUCUUGAAGAACUUGCAGCAGGAAGAAGAGAAGAAACGUCUUGGUCGAGAAGCCAGCCUCAUCACUGCCAUCCCCAUCACCCAAGAGGCUUGCUAUGAACCCACCUGCACACCCAACUCAGAGCCAGAAGAAGAAGUAGAAGAAGUCACCAAUCUGGCAUCCCGUCGGCUGUCUGUGAGUCCUUCCUGCACCUCCAGCACUUCCCACAGGAACUACUCCUUCCGCCGAGGGUCAGUCUGGUCAGUGCGCUCAGCCGUCAGUGCGGAAGAUGAGGAGCACACCACUGAACACACACCCAACCACCAUGUGCCUCAGCCCCCGCAAGCAGUGUUCCCAGCAUGCAUCUGUGCAGCAGUGCUUCCCAUUGUUCAUCUAAUGGAGGAUGGUGAGGUGCGGGAAGAUGGAGUAGCAGUGAGUGCUGUGGCCCAACAAGUCUUAUGGAAUUGUCUAAUUGAAGAUCCAUCAACAGUUCUUCGACAUUUUCUGGAAAAACUGACCAUCAGCAAUAGACAAGAUGAGUUAAUGUACAUGCUGCGUAAACUUCUCCUGAAUAUUGGAGACUUUCCUGCUCAGACCUCUCACAUUCUAUUCAACUACUUGGUGGGAUUAAUCAUGUACUUUGUGCGGACCCCCUGUGAGUGGGGGAUGGAUGCCAUUUCAGCCACUCUAACUUUCCUAUGGGAGGUAGUGGGUUAUGUGGAAGGCCUCUUCUUCAAGGAUCUCAAGCAGACGAUGAAGAAGGAGCAGUGUGAGGUGAAGCUUCUGGUGACCGCUUCAAUGCCAGGUACCAAAACCUUGGUAGUUCAUGGACAGAACGAGUGUGAUAUCCCAACCCAGUUACCAGUCCAUGAAGACACUCAAUUUGAAGCCCUGUUGAAGGAAUGUCUGGAGUUUUUUAAUAUCCCAGAAUCCCAGUCAACACAUUAUUUUCUCAUGGAUAAACGAUGGAACCUUAUCCACUAUAAUAAGACUUAUGUUCGGGAUAUUUACCCUUUUCGGAGGUCAGUAUCUCCACAGCUGAACCUUGUCCAUAUGCAUCCAGAGAAGGGACAGGAACUCAUUCAGAAACAGGUGUUCACUCGGAAGCUGGAGGAAGUAGGGCGGGUUUUGUUUCUCAUCUCCCUUACCCAGAAGAUCCCCACAGCCCACAAACAGUCCCAUGUCUCCAUGCUUCAGGAAGACCUCCUCCGACUGCCCUCAUUCCCUCGAAGUGCUAUUGAUGCUGAGUUUUCACUCUUCAGUGACCCUCAAGCUGGGAAGGAACUGUUUGGCCUCGACACUCUUCAGAAAAGCCUGUGGAUCCAGCUCCUGGAGGAGAUGUUCCUGGGCAUGCCAAGCGAGUUUCCCUGGGGUGAUGAAAUCAUGCUCUUCCUCAAUGUUUUUAAUGGGGCUCUGAUCCUCCACCCAGAAGACAGCGCCCUGCUCAGGCAGUAUGCAGCAACCGUCAUCAACACCGCUGUGCAUUUCAACCACCUCUUCUCUCUCAGCGGCUACCAGUGGAUUCUCCCCACAAUGCUGCAGGUGUACUCUGACUAUGAAAGCAAUCCCCAGCUGCGUCAAGCCAUUGAAUUUGCCUGCCACCAGUUCUACAUUCUACACCGGAAGCCCUUUGUACUCCAGCUGUUUGCUAGUGUAGCCCCUCUCUUGGAGUUUCCUGAUGUUGCCCGUAAUGGGCCCAGCAGCAAAGGUGUGUCAGCUCAGUGCCUGUUUGACUUGCUGCAGUCCCUGGAGGGAGAGACCACUGACAUAUUAGAUAUUUUAGAGCUGGUCAAAGCAGAGAAGCCUCUUAAGUCAUUAGAUUUCUGCUACGGGAACGAAGACCUGACAUUCUCUAUCAGUGAAGCCAUUAAGCUCUGUGUCACUGUGGUGGCGUAUGCUCCUGAAUCUUUCAGAAGUCUUCAGAUGCUGAUGGUCUUAGAAGCUUUAGUCCCAUGUUAUCUACAAAAACUGAAGAGGCAGACGUCACAAGUGGAGACAGUACCUGCUGCCCGGGAGGAGAUUGCUGCCACAGCUGCUCUUGCAGCAUCCCUGCAGGCCCUUUUAUAUAGUGUAGAGGUCCUCACCAGGCCCAUGACAGCCCCACAGAUGAGCAGGUGUGACCAAGGUCAUAAAGGAACCACCACAGCCAAUCACACCAUGUCGUCUGGGGUGAACACCAGGUACCAGGAGCAAGGAGCCAAACUGCACUUUAUCAGGGAAAACCUUCAUUUACUGGAGGAAGGCCAAGGUCUUCCCAGAGAAGAACUGGAUGAACGAAUUGCUCGGGAGGAGUUCAGAAGACCCCGGGAGUCUCUGCUGAAUAUUUGCACUGAAUUCUAUAAGCACUGUGGGCCGAGGCUGAAGAUCUUGCAAAACCUGGCUGGGGAGCCACGGGUCACUGCCCUGGAGCUGCUAGAUGUGAAGUCCCACAUGAGGUUGGCGGAAAUUGCACACUCCCUUCUGAAGCUGGCACCUUACGACACCCAGACGAUGGAGAGCCGUGGGCUCCGUCGCUACAUCAUGGAGAUGCUACCCAUUACCGAUUGGACAGCAGAGGCAGUGAGGCCGGCCCUUAUUCUCAUUUUAAAGAGAUUGGAUAGAAUGUUCAACAAAAUUCAUAAGAUGCCUACUUUGAGGCGACAGGUUGAGUGGGAGCCUGCCAGCAAUUUGAUUGAAGGGGUUUGUUUGACACUUCAGAGGCAGCCAAUCAUAUCCUUCCUGCCUCACCUUAGGUCACUGAUCAAUGUCUGUGUCAAUCUGGUGAUGGGAGUGGUAGGACCUUCCAGUGUUGCUGAUGGAUUACCCCUUCUUCAUCUCAGCCCUUAUCUCUCACCACCUCUGCCCUUCAGCACAGCUGUUGUCCGGCUGGUAGCAUUGCAGAUACAGGCUUUAAAAGAAGAUUUCCCUUUAAGCCAUGUGAUCUCUCCAUUCACCAAUCAAGAGAGAAGGGAGGGGAUGCUUUUAAAUCUGCUCAUCCCAUUUGUGCUCACAGUAGGAUCAGGAAGCAAAGAUAGCCCGUGGCUGGAGCAGCCUGAGGUGCAGUUGCUGCUGCAGACAGUCAUUAAUGUGCUCCUGCCGCCAAGGAUCAUCAGCACAUCCCGGAGCAAGAACUUUAUGUUGGAGAGUUCCCCUGCCCACUGCUCCACCCCUGGAGAUGCAGGGAAAGACUUGCGCAGGGAAGGGUUGGCGGAGUCCACCAGCCAAGCAGCAUACUUGGCCCUGAAGGUGAUUCUCGUCUGCUUUGAGAGGCAGCUUGGAAGCCAGUGGUACUGGCUGAGUCUCCAGGUGAAGGAGAUGGCUCUGCGGAAGGUGGGAGGCCUGGCCCUGUGGGACUUCCUUGACUUCAUCGUGCGGACGCGAAUACCCAUCUUCGUCCUCUUGCGCCCUUUCAUCCAGUGCAAGCUUCUGGCCCAACCAGCAGAAAAUCAUGAAGAGCUUUCUGCUCGGCAACAUAUUGCUGACCAGCUGGAGCGACGCUUCAUACCACGGCCUUUGUGUAAGAGCUCGCUCAUAGCUGAGUUCAACAGUGAGCUCAAAAUUCUCAAAGAGGCGGUUCACAGUGGAUCAGCCUACCAAGGGAAGACGUCCAUCAGUACCGUGGGCACCUCCACCUCUGCUUACCGCCUGAGCCUGGCCACCAUGUCCCGCUCCAACACGGGCACCGGCACCGUCUGGGAGCAGGACAGUGAGCCUUCCCAGCAGGCUUCCCAGGACACCCUGAGUCGGACUGACGAGGAGGAUGAGGAAAAUGACUCCAUAAGCAUGCCCAGUGUGGUAAGUGAACAAGAAGCUUACCUCCUGAGUGCCAUUGGAAGGAGGCGAUUCUCCAGCCACGUCUCCAGCAUGUCUGCACCUCAGGCUGAGGUGGGCAUGUUACCCAGCCAGAGUGAACCUAAUGUCCUCGAUGACUCCCAGGGCCUGGCCGCUGAGGGCAGCCUCUCUAGGGUGGCAAGUGUACAGAGUGAACCUGGCCAACAGAACCUCCUCAUUCAGCAGCCGCUGGGGAGGAAGAGGGGCCUGAGGCAGCUAAGACGUCCUCUACUAUCACGUCAGAAAACUCAGACUGAAUCCAGAAACUGCCAUGGGGCUCUGCUGUCGACCACUCGCAGGAGCAUCCAACCUAAAACAAAACCAUCUGCGGAUCAAAAACGAUCUGUGACCUUCAUUGAGGCUCAGCCAGAGCCAGCAGCUGCCCCAACAGACACACUUCCUGCCACAGGCCAGCCACAGGGCUGCAGUCCGGCCCCAUCUAAGAAACCAGAAGGAAUGGACAAGCCAAUCCUCACGUCCUCCCCUGCCAUUGUUGUUGCAGAUCUCCACAGCCUGUCUCCCAAGCAGAAUGAUACCAUCCCCGCUGAAGGAGGAGAAAAGAAGGAAGACACAGAAGCACAAGGUGUUGCAGCACACGGCCCCCUCUCUACUCAACUCUCAGACCCUGAUGACUUUACAGGCCUUGAGACAUCCAGUCUGCUACAGCAUGGAGACACUGUCCUUCACAUCAGUGAGGAAAAUGGCAUGGAAAACCCCCUGCUCUCCAGCCAAUUCACUUUUACUCCCACUGAGCUGGGGGAGACUGACGUAGCCCUAGAUGAGUCUCAUGUUUAA